UUAUAUAAGCAUUUCCGAUCCACUUUAGUAUCAUUCCAGCUGAAUUGUUUCCGGUUUUAGUGUCAUUCCAAUGUCGUCAGUGUCCUUGCAAUCUCCGCCGUUUUCAGCUCUCUCCUCUUCUUCUUCUUCAUCUCUCCAGGGAAGAAGAGGAUUGAGCUUCUCCGGUCGAUACAGAGCUUCCAAUUUCAUCGUCUUCAACCUCCCCAAAUCCUGCACUCCUAUCCGAGCUUCCUCUGGCUCUUCUUCCUCUCUCGACACUGGCUCCGGCACUGAAUUAGAAGCCGUAUCUACUUUCAGCGAGAUCGUUCCGGACACUGUAAUUUUCGAUGAUUUCGAGAAGUUUCCUCCAACUGCUGCUACAGUUAGCUCUUCGCUUCUCUUGGGAAUAUGCGGUCUUCCGGACACCAUUUUCAGGAACGCUGUGGAUAUGGCUUUGGCAGAUUCAGAGUGUUCUAAGCUGGAAAACUCCGAGCUGAAAAUGUCAUGUUUCUCUAACAAGGCUCUAGUCAAUGUUGGUGGUGAUUUGUCAAAACUAGUCCCUGGUCGAGUUUCAACGGAGGUAGAUGCACGACUUGCCUAUGACACUCAUGGCAUUAUUAGAAAGGUCCAUGAUUUGCUGAAAUUGUAUGAUGAAAUCAAUGUGCCUCCUGAGCGUUUGUUGUUCAAAAUUCCUUCAACUUGGCAAGGAAUAGAGGCUUCGAGAUUACUGGAAUCUGAGGGCAUACAAACUCACUUGACGUUUGUGUACAGCUUCGCUCAAGCUGCAGCUGCAGCCCAAGCUGGUGCUUCUGUCAUUCAAAUAUUUGUUGGUCGCCUCAGGGAUUGGGCUCGUAAUCAUUCCGGUGACCCUGAGGUAGAAGCUGCUCUCAAAAGGGGAGAGGAUCCUGGGAUAGCAUUGGUGACAAAAGCUUACAAUUACAUCCACAAAUAUGGACAUAAGUCAAAGUUGAUGGCUGCAGCAGUUCGUAACAAGCAGGAUUUGUUCAGUCUCCUAGGGGUUGAUUAUAUCAUUGCACCAUUGAAAGUUUUGCAAUCACUCAAAGAAUCUGUCACUGCUCCUGGUGAGAAGUAUUCUUUUGUGAGGAGGCUAUCUCCAGAAACUGCUGCUAUCUACAACUUCAGUAAAGAGGAGCUCACAAAGUGGGACCAGCUGAGCCUUGCAUUGGCUAUGGGACCCGCUGCCGUUGAGCUUCUGGCCACAGGACUGGAAGGUAACGCUAACCAAGCGAGGCGAGUUGAGGAGUUAUUUGGAAAGAUUUGGCCGCCUCCCAAUGUGUAGAAUCUAGUCGAGAACCUUUUAAUCCUUGUCUUCUUGACUAACAUGAAAAGAAAAACUUUGCUUAAUGAAUGAGUUGAGCAUUAUGUUCUCCACACCAUAAUGCUUUAAGGCAAAAGUCGGACAAGUUUGGCACAUGACUAACCUGAAUUCCCAUUUACCUGAGAACGUCAAGUUCAUUCCCUUUUUUAUUUUCUUGUAAGGUUCGUUCUUCAACUUCGACUCUGAAAUUUGUUGAUUUAAGUCUUUUAAGAUAUUGAUCGUCAUUUAG
This is a messenger RNA of Morus notabilis, 1547 nucleotides long. Its product is annotated as transaldolase. The transcript has 14 exons. Gene Ontology annotation, cellular component: intracellular anatomical structure; cytoplasm. Gene Ontology annotation, molecular function: transaldolase activity. Lineage: Eukaryota; Viridiplantae; Streptophyta; Magnoliopsida; Rosales; Moraceae. Gene Ontology annotation, biological process: carbohydrate metabolic process; pentose-phosphate shunt. The record is from RefSeq and is a predicted model, not a curated record. Bases 71 to 1279 code for a protein of 402 amino acids.